Molecule: messenger RNA, 531 nt
Organism: Batrachochytrium dendrobatidis JAM81
Lineage: Eukaryota; Fungi; Chytridiomycota; Chytridiomycetes; Rhizophydiales
Exons: 4
Coding region: 1-531 (176 amino acids)
Biological process (GO): maturation of 5.8S rRNA; regulation of gene expression
Cellular component (GO): exosome (RNase complex); nucleolus
Molecular function (GO): DNA binding; RNA binding
Source: RefSeq, a predicted model, not a curated record
AUGGCAACUGAAAAGGCUGAACAGUUGCUCGAUCAAAUGGUUGCGACACAGAAGGCUUUAUCUGCUAUAUUAGACACAUCUUUAGAAUCCACUCUUGGUAAUCUUGAAGCUGUUGAAAAGGCCAGACUAUUGACAACACUCUCUUACACCAUCAAUACUUUAUCAUUUGUGUAUUUAAAACUUCAAGGAGUGAAUGCAAAGACACAUCCAGUGAAAAAGGAACUGGCAAGUAUUUUGAAUGCAUUUGCACUGUUUUUUGAUCGCACCAGAAUAUACUUUGAAAAAAUUGAAAAGAUGGCAGGAGCAACUCGCAACCCUGCAAGCAUUGAUCGAGAUGCAGCCAAAAGGUUCUUGCAGCACUCAUUGGCACAGAAUCCAGAAGUCAAAGAUGGUAUUGCCAAGGCUCGCAAAGCAAAUGCACUGGUGGAUUUGCAUACAUCGAGCCAAGCUGAUGAUACUCAGGAUAUCAGUACUGUGACGGAUGCAACUGACGCAUCUGUCAAGGGGCAUGAGAAUAAAGGGAAUGAAUGA